Molecule: messenger RNA, 542 nt
Organism: Arachis ipaensis
Lineage: Eukaryota; Viridiplantae; Streptophyta; Magnoliopsida; Fabales; Fabaceae
Product: light-inducible protein CPRF3-like
Biological process (GO): regulation of DNA-templated transcription
Cellular component (GO): nucleus
Molecular function (GO): sequence-specific DNA binding; DNA-binding transcription factor activity
Source: RefSeq, a predicted model, not a curated record
CAAACAAGAAAGGAAGCUUUGACAAAAUGCUUGCUGAUGGAGCCAAUGCACAGAACAAUGCCAUAACUCAAUCUUCUGGAAAGGCUGCUGUGUCAAUGGCUGCAACUAAUCUUAAUAUUGGAAUGGACUUGUGGAAUGCAUCUUCUGCAGAAGCUGAUGCUCCAAAACUGAGAAACAAUCAACCUGCCCCAGGAGCUGUCAACCCUCCUACUAUAAUGGGAUGUGAAGUUGCACUUGGUGAACAGUGGAUACAAGACGAACGUGACCUGAAGAGACAGAAAAGAAAACAGUCUAACAGAGAAUCAGCUAGGAGGUCAAGACUACGCAAGCAGGCUGAGUGCGAGGACUUGCAAAAGAAGGUGGAACUGGGAAACGAGAGCCAGACUCUGAGAGAAGAACUUCAGAGAGUAUCAGAAGAAUGCGAGAAGCUUACAGCUGAAAAUAAUUCCAUCAAGGAAAAGUUGGAAAGGUUAUGUGGACCAGAAGCAGUUGCCAGCCUCGAAUAAAUCACCUUUUUGUUAUCUUCAUUAUAAGGAAACCCC